Molecule: messenger RNA, 1452 nt
Organism: Paecilomyces variotii
Lineage: Eukaryota; Fungi; Ascomycota; Eurotiomycetes; Eurotiales; Thermoascaceae
Product: putative electron transfer flavo protein alpha subunit
Exons: 3
Coding region: 232-1281 (349 amino acids)
Cellular component (GO): mitochondrion
Molecular function (GO): electron transfer activity; flavin adenine dinucleotide binding
Source: RefSeq, a predicted model, not a curated record
CGCUAAGUAGACCGCGAGAAUAUCCGCUGGCUUUCCUGUCCCUCCAAGCUUAACCGAAGUCCGACCUCGGGAUCGAAGACGUCUUGGCACGUCAAACGAUAACCACCGCCCUGAGUCCCUCUCAGUAGCUCCCCCGAAACCACGAACCCCAGCAUCAAACGCAGCGAGGUUUGCUGGCGAUCCGCCGAGAGAGAAGAUCCAUAAUCUCUGAACCGGUUCUAUAAAGCCGUCAUGUUUCCAAUUGCCAGACAGUCCGUGCUGAGGGCCGCUCGGUCACAGCUCUACCCAUCGCGGGCACUGAGCCAGUCACAGCUGUCCGCUCUCCAGCGGCUUCUUUCGACUCUCGCUGUGCUGGAGCAGCGGGAGGGAAAGCUCCAGCCCUCUUCGCUGGCUGCCAUUGCUGCAGCACAGAAGCUGGGUGGUUCAGUGACCGGAUUCGUUGCGGGCAACGCCAUCAAGGGCUCUGCAGCUGCCGAAGCUGCCAAGGUCAAGGGUCUGGAGAAGGUUAUUGCGGUCGAGAAUGCCGCUUACGAGAAGGGUCUACCUGAGAACUAUGCCCCCCUCCUCGUCGAGAACAUCAAGGCCGGCGGAUACACUCAUGUGAUUGCUGGACACUCUGCCUUCGGAAAGAACAUUCUGCCUCGCGUGGCGGCGCUUUUGGAUGUGCAGCAGCUUUCGGACGUCACUGCCAUUGAGAGCGAGGACACUUUCGUUCGCCCCAUUUACGCCGGAAAUGCUAUCCUGACUGUCCAGUCCGAAGACCCCGUCAAGGUUGUUACUGUGCGAGGAACCUCGUUCCAGGGCGCUGAGACUGAGGGUGGUUCUGCUGAGAUCGUCGACGGAGUCGACCCCAACGCGCCUUCUGCUACCGAAUGGGUAUCUGAAGAACUCGCCAAGUCCGAACGUCCUGACCUGGGAACCGCCUCUCGUGUCGUCUCUGGUGGACGUGGUUUGAAGUCGAAGGAGGAAUUCGACCGCAUCAUUCCUCCGCUCGCUGAUGCUCUGGGUGCCGCUAUUGGUGCGUCCCGUGCGGCUGUCGACAGCGGUUUCGCAGACAACAGUCUGCAGGUUGGUCAGACCGGAAAGAACGUCGCUCCCCAGCUGUAUCUGGCUGUGGGCAUCUCCGGUGCUAUCCAGCACCUUGCUGGUAUGAAGGACAGCAAGGUGAUCGCGGCCAUCAACAAGGACGCAGACGCUCCCAUCUUCCAGGUGGCCGAUGUCGGACUCGUGGGCGACCUCUUCGAGAAGGUCCCCGAGCUGACGGAGAAGGUCAAGCAAUAAACUAAGCGUUCAAUGUCCUUGUGUUGUUUUCUGCGUCCUCGAGUUGCGGGUAAGGUUUGUUUACGUUUGAGCAUGAAAUGUCUGUCUAUAGUAUACCACGUACGCUGUCUAGAGUAGAACGUCAGCGUAUGAGAAAGAAAAAGGCCAAAUUAAUAAAGACAUGAAAAUCCC